Messenger RNA from Myxocyprinus asiaticus (Chinese sucker), 3133 nucleotides. RefSeq names its product tyrosine-protein kinase Tec-like. Gene Ontology annotation, biological process: adaptive immune response; peptidyl-tyrosine autophosphorylation; intracellular signal transduction. The record is from RefSeq and is a predicted model, not a curated record. Lineage: Eukaryota; Metazoa; Chordata; Actinopteri; Cypriniformes; Catostomidae. Bases 156 to 2084 code for a protein of 642 amino acids. Gene Ontology annotation, molecular function: ATP binding; non-membrane spanning protein tyrosine kinase activity; protein binding. The transcript is spliced from 18 exons.
AGCGCGUCAGGACUUCCUUGAUUCUUUUUUCUUUUUAAAUGAGAGAAAAAAAUGUACUUCCUCCAUUUGUGUUUCCUGUACUUUGACAGCAAACACACUCGGAAAAACUCAAAGCGGAGGUCCAUGGCAGUGCUGGAUGUUCAGAUAGGUUGGAGAUGAGUUUUACACCCAUUCUUGAGGAAACGUUGAUUAAACGUUCUCAACAGAAGAAACGAACAUCUCCACUCAACUAUAAAGAGAGAGUGUUUGUGCUUACCAAGAGCAAACUCACCUAUUAUGAGCUCAGAGCUGAUAAGAGGGUGAAGAAAGGCUCGGUGGAGCUGCACAGAAUCAAGUGUGUGGAGAUUGUUAAAAACAGUGCGACUGUCAUUCCCUGUCAAAACAAAUAUCCAUUCCAGGUCGUUUAUGAUUCCACCACGCUGUAUAUUUUUGCUCCCAGUAAUGAGAGCAGGAACGUUUGGGUUCAGAACAUCAAGGAAGAGAUUAAGAAUAACGUUAUGAUAGCGGCAAAGUUUCACCCUCAGUUCUGGCACGAGGGCGAGUGGUUGUGCUGCGGGCAGGUGGAUAAACUCGCCCUGGGCUGUGAGGGGUACAACUUAUUUGGAAAUGUUUCACGUAAACCUCUUCCACCAGUACCUUCAGAUGACCAGAUGAUCAGUGGUUCUUUGACCCGUCGCCCCCCCCCUCCACUUCCACCCACACAGAAAACUGAACAGGAAGAAGUGGGCUCUAGAGAGGAAGUGGUCAUUGCGCUGUAUGACUUUGAAGGACAAGAGCUCCAUGAUCUGACGUUGAAGACGGGAGAGGAGUACGUGAUCUUGGAGAAGUGUGACGUCAACUGGUACAGAGCGCGAGAUAAACACGGAGAGGAGGGCUACAUUCCAAGCAACUAUGUGACAGAAAAGGAGUCGGACAAACUUGAGAAGUUUAUGUGGUUCUGUAAAAAUGUCAACCGCAACAAAGCUGAGGAGCAACUCAGAAAAGAGGGUAAAGAUGGGGGAUUUAUGGUUCGAGUGUCCAGCACAGGCACAUACACUGUAUCUCUGUACACAAAGAACACAGGGGACGGAUCCCCUACAAUCAAACAUUACCAGAUUAAAGAAACACAUGACUCAUCAAAACAUUUUUACCUGGCAGAGAAAUACAUCUUCAACAGUAUACCUGAACUUAUAGAAUACCACAAACACAACGCUGCAGGUCUUUUGUGUCGGCUGCGUCAUCCAGUAGGUGAUCAGAUGAGAGAAGCUCCAAAAACAGCAGGAUUCAGUUACGAUAAAUGGGAGAUUAACCCGUGUGAGCUGACGUUCAUGAAGGAAGUGGGCAGCGGGCAGUUUGGAGUGGUCAGACUGGGCAAAUGGAGAGCACAGCAUAAAGUCGCCAUUAAAACCAUCAGAGAAGGAGCCAUGAGUGAAGAUGACUUUAUGGAGGAAGCCAAGAUCAUGAUGAAUCUGUCUCACCGUAACCUGGUGCAGUUAUAUGGCGUCUGCACACAACAACGACCCAUUUACCUGGUGACAGAGUUCAUGGAGCUCGGCUGUCUGUUGAAUUUCCUCUGUCAGAGGAGAGGAACCUUCACAGAGCAGGGCCUGCUGAGCAUCUGUCACGACAUCAGUCAAGGGAUGCAACAUCUGGAAGAACACGGAUUCAUACACCGAGAUCUGGCUGCCAGAAACUGUCUUGUGAACAACUCUUUGGUGGUGAAAGUGUCAGACUUUGGGAUGGCCAGGUAUGUUCUAGAUGACAAGUACACCAGUUCCUCAGGAUCAAAGUUUCCAGUGAAAUGGUCUCCACCUGAAGUCUUCAACUUCUGCAAAUACAGCAGCAAAUCUGACGUCUGGUCUUUUGGUGUGCUGAUGUGGGAGGUGUUCACUGAAGGGAAGAUGCCAUUUGAACAUGACGCCAAUCAUGAGGUGGUUCUGAAGGUCAUUCAGGGGCAUCGACUCUAUCGGCCCAAAAAAGCUGCAUUACACAUCUACAGAAUCAUGCAGAUGUGCUGGAUGGAGAGCGCAGAUGAACGGCCAACGUUCUCCGACAUCUCUCUGAUGAUCACUGAUGAGCUGGAGGCAGAUGGUCCUGCAUCGUGAAAAAUCUACUAUGUCUAAACGGUUAUCUUGUUGGGAUUGGUAUAAAUGUAUUUAAUUUAUUCAUACCUUAUUUAACGUUAUUGAAUGUAUUUUGUAACAAAACAAAAAUGGCAUUUCUAAUUAUGUGAUGAUGUCAUGAUGUGGUCUAUAUAAGAAUAUGAGUGGAUAGAUAUUGUCGAACACGCUGAGGAAGGCCUAGUAGCUGAAACAUCUGUAAAAAAGAAGCAACAAAAAGCUUGGAAUGCGGAUCAUUAUUUUAAUGUUUUGAACUUCUGGAAAGUGAUUCUUGCACCCGUUGAAGAGCUUACAUGUCAAUUGUGGAAGACGAGUGACCGCAAUGUUAAAUAACCUACUGAGAAUCUGCAUUGUGAACUCUCAUCGGACAGUCUGAUCGCACUUUAAUUGACGAGCUCCGGUCACAUGAUGAAUUCAUGAAUGUUUCAGAGUCGGAUGUGAAAACAGACAUUAGCUGCUACAGAAUCACUCUUCGUCACUGUUCUUCAUCAGCUCAGACUCUGUCCCAGGGAACAUAUUUAUUUCCCUUGAAGAUAACUUAAAAUGUUUGUAAAAUUUUUGUGUCACAAAAACAUUCCCAAUGUUAGAAGAGCCGCUGGUUUGUAAAUUCAUCUAAAGGAUCUGCAGAGCGGCAGAUGCCACACACACACACACAGCAGUUAUCAGCAGUUCUUCUGCUGUUCAGGAACAAUAGUAGUGUCCUCAUGAUCUCACUCUUACUGGAUGGAUGAGUUUCUGAUCAUUGACAUGUUAAUAUGGAUAAUGUGUUCAAUAAAUGUGUUUUGUUUUUUGAUCUGCAGCGGAAGUUUUGAGUCUGAAAGUUACAUUCUGUUUUCAUAGUAUAAUGAACACUUAUCUCAGACAAUCAAGACAAAUUAGAUUUCUCAUAUGACCCCUUGAAAUUGACAUUUGUUUCCUCUCAGUCCUGAUCAUUACAGUGAAUAACAGUCAGAAUGUGUUUAAAUGCUGUAAACUUUUACUGACAGAAAAGCAGCUUUAAUGACACAGUCAAUAAACAUCACACUGUUACAACA